AUGCAUCAAACAAUACACACAGGAGAACGCCUUCAUGAGUGUCUAAUAUGCAAUGAGAGAUUCAUACAAACAAACAAUUUAAAACUACAUUUAUUAAAACAUGCUGGAGUGCGUCCUUAUGCUUGUGCAACUUGUAAUAGAACAUUCCUGUCAAAAGCUAGAUUAACCGAACAUGAAGUAAGCCAUACUGAAGAAAGACCUUAUACAUGUGAUUUAUGCAAUAAAGCCUUCAAAUCAAGAAAAUACUUAAAAAAACAUGAAGUCAGUCAUAAGGGAGAAUAUCGCCAUGAGUGUGACAAAUGUGAUAAAAUAUUCAAAAGAAAACAAGAAUUAACUGUGCAUGAAUUGACUCACUCUGAAUCCAUUCAUAAAUGCGAAACAUGCAAUAAAACAUUUGCGAGAAAAGAUACAUUAAAUGCACAUAAAAGGUUGCACACUGGACAAAGCGUUUUUAAAUGUGAAAUAUGCUACAAAACUUUCUCAACAAAACAAUCAUUAAAGUACCAUGAAGUGAUUCAUACCGGGGAACGCCCCUUUAAAUGCGAAAUAUGCAAUAAGGACUUUACUCAAAUGAACGUUUUGAGAAUGCAUUUAACUGUGCAUAGCGAGGAUCGAGAGCAUGAAUGUGGGAUAUGCUAUAAAUUAUUCAAAACAAGUCAAGCAUUGAAUCAACAUAAAGUUGUUCAUAUGGAAAGUCCUUAUAAAUGUGACAAGUGCGGCAAUGCAUAUAAAGCAAAUCGGUCAUUAAAACGACAUGCAAAAACUCAUUUGGAAUAUUGA
This is a messenger RNA of Ctenocephalides felis (cat flea), 780 nucleotides long. RefSeq names its product zinc finger protein 626-like. The coding region runs from base 1 to 780 and encodes 259 amino acids. The record is from RefSeq and is a predicted model, not a curated record. NCBI's taxonomy places the organism in Eukaryota, Metazoa, Arthropoda, Insecta, Siphonaptera, Pulicidae. Gene Ontology annotation, biological process: regulation of transcription by RNA polymerase II. Gene Ontology annotation, molecular function: DNA-binding transcription factor activity, RNA polymerase II-specific; RNA polymerase II cis-regulatory region sequence-specific DNA binding. The transcript has a single exon. Gene Ontology annotation, cellular component: nucleus.